This is a messenger RNA of Hydractinia symbiolongicarpus, 6423 nucleotides long. Its product is annotated as tyrosine-protein phosphatase non-receptor type 13-like. Gene Ontology annotation, molecular function: protein binding. NCBI's taxonomy places the organism in Eukaryota, Metazoa, Cnidaria, Hydrozoa, Anthoathecata, Hydractiniidae. The coding region runs from base 133 to 5871 and encodes 1912 amino acids. The transcript is spliced from 46 exons. The record is from RefSeq and is a predicted model, not a curated record. Gene Ontology annotation, cellular component: cytoskeleton.
UUGUUACAAGCAAUAAAUUGUGCAUUUUUGACACUUUUAAAUGUUUUACAAUUUAGGAAAGAAAUAAACCAGAAAAAAUAAAUAUAUAAUAAAACUGAAAGAAAAUUGGGUUGCUACUUAUGAUCAGCUCCAAUGACCACACCUAUAAUUGGCGAAGGUGAAAAAUUAAUAACAACUGUUCUUCUAAAUGGAGAACGCCUUCAUGUGCGAGUGCACCCGCAUGCUAAUGGACAAAAUGUAUUUGACGCCAUAGUUGAACAUAUUGGCUUAAACGAAAUUACUUAUUUUGGAUUAAUGAUAAUAAAAGAUGGUGAGCAACAAUUUCUCAACUUGGACGACAAACUUAACAAACUAUCAAAAUAUGCUCCUCAUUUGUGGCGUGACGAUGGUAACUGCAACUCUUCUCUUGUCUUCACUGUGUUUUUUCGUGUGAAGUAUUAUGUGGAAAAUAUAUGUUUACUGCAGGAACAGCAAACUAGACAUCAAUAUUAUUUACAGCUACGGAAAGAUGUAUUGGAGAGCAGUGUUCGAGUUCAUGAUGAUACAUCAAUGGUGUUGGCCUCCUAUGCAUUACAAGCAGAGUUAGGCGAUUAUGACAGAAACAUUCAUGGCUUGGAUUAUUUUGUACCACAACAUUACUUACCUGCAAAGACGAUAGCAAAGCUUACAAUUCCGUAUAUCAAGAAUGCUUUGCCAGCCAUGCAUCAAUCACAUAGAGCUUUAACAGAAGGUCAAGCAGAAAUUGAAUUCCUUAAGGAAGCACAAAAGUUAAGUGAAUAUGGAGUUUUAUUUCAUCGUGUUUAUAAGAAAGAAUUUAACAAAAAGGUUCCCUACAAUCUUGGUAUUUGUGUUCGUGGUUUGGUUGUUUAUGAUGAAACUGGACCAAUACGAAAUCCUGUCUGCAAGCAUGCUUGGUCAAAAGUGAAAAAAAUGUCUUUUAAAAGAAGUAAAUUUAUUGUUGAAUGUGACAGCCCCAACCCACACCAUGCAAAGAUGAUGUUUUAUACAGCAAAUUACAAAAGAUCUCGAUACCUGUUAAAAAUUAGUUCAUCGUUUUUCAAUUUCCAAAUGAUGAUGGCCUCAAGGAUAGCCAUGUUGCCAGAAUACUUACCUCAGGAGGAUCCUUUACCACCACCAACGGUACCCAGUCUUCCAUCUGUACGGAUUGAAUCUGCUAGUAAUCAAGACCUGGUUGAUGGCGGAGACAUGCAAACAAGAUCAUCCAUACCAAAUUCCAGGGAACACGCUUCAACAACAGCUCCAUCAGUUCGAGAAACUCCAAAAUCAAAACCAAAGCCAAAAGCAGAAGUGAAGCAAUACACACUUGACCUGCUGAAAAGAGAUGGUAGUUUUGGAUUUAGCAUUGUUGGUGGUAUUGAAUUAGGUGGGAUCUUCGUAAACAAUGUGACGCCAGGUGGACCAGCAGCACAUUCUCAACAAAUAAACGCAGGUGAUCGAAUAGUUCAGAUCAAUAAAGAUAGUUUUGAAAAUGUGACAAGAAGAGAGGCCAUCAUGACAUUGCGAAAUGCACCCGAUAAGUCAAGAUUUAUUAUGGAGUCAUUUGGUCAAAAUUUGGUCAUUGAAGCAGAUGCGUGCAUGAUGACACCACUGGGUGUAUCGAAACAGUCUCUUGUAAUCAAUCAACCGCAAGUUCCUAUUCCACACACAGACAAAGCUGGUGAAAUUGUUAAAGUGGAAUUAGGGAAAAGAGACAAUAACUUUGGUAUUGGAUUCACAGGAGGUCCAGAACUGGGUGGUGUCUAUGUUAAAUCGUUAGUUCCUCAUGGAGCAGCUGAAGCUGAUGGAAGGAUAGCCAUUGGCGAUAGAAUUCUUGAAAUUGAUCAGAUUAAUGUGGAAAAUUUUAGCCGCAAAAAGAUUCUAGAAACUCUGAAGCAAUCAUCAGGAACAGCCAUUAUUCUUUUGGAGCGGUACAAACCAUUACCUGGCACCAGCGCCUUUAUGAAUAUUGAUCAAGAGAAAGUGCUACGUUCUAAUCAGAAUUUUAUCUCUAUCACAUUAAACAAGAAGAGUGACAGUCUUGGCUUCAGCAUUACUGGUGGCUUGGAACUUGGUGGGAUCUUUGUUAAAUAUAUUAAUCCUAAUGGUUCUGCUGCUAUGGAUGGAAGACUGGAAGUUGGUGAUAGAGUUGUCGCUGUCCAUGAUCUAAGUUUAGAAACAGCUACAAGACAAAAGGCGUUAGAGAUAAUACGCAAUGCUACAUCCCCAGUUAACCUCAUUAUUGAAAAGUGUGUUGCUCCAGGAAAUGGAACAGGUGAUGCUUCAAAACAAACAACUCAAAUUAUGCGCUCAGAUUCAAUAAAGUCAUUACCGAUAAAACGGGAACCCAGAUCCAAUAUUUUGCAUUCUCGUGGUGUAACUUAUUCGAUGCAGCAUCUCCCGAAUUCAGAAGCAGCACAUGACAUGAAUGGUAACUUUAGAGACAAGUCUGCUGGUGGUCAAAAAACAUCUGCAAGAAGAUUUUGUGUAAAUUUAGCAAAGCAAAAUGGUAGUUUUGGCGUUAGUCUUACUGGUGGUAUUCAAGUUGGUGGAAUAUAUAUCAAAGCGGUGCAGUCAGGCGGUGCGGCUGACCAGGAUGGCCAUAUAUCCAAAGGUGAUCGCGUGGUUGAAAUAAACUCUCGUAAAAUGGACGGCCUCGCAUGUUCUGAUGCAGUGGAAUGGUUGAAAUCGUGUGAAGUUGCAACACUUGUGUUGGAAAGAUUCUCACAUUCACCACAAAAAAUGCAGCCACAACAAUCAUCACAAUACUCAAGCUUCGAUGGGGACAUCAUAGAAAUUCAGUUAUAUCGUAAGAACAAUACGUUUGGUUUGAGUUUAUUGGGAGGUCCAGAGUUGAAAGGAAUAUUUAUCAAAAACUUAAUGGCAGGAGGACCAGCAACAACUGAUGGCAGACUUGCUAAAGGUGAUCGCCUGAUAGAAAUUAAUGGCGUCAACUUGGAUGGAUUAAGUCACCAUCAGGCAAACGAUCUAUUGAAGCAAGCGCCAUCUUCAGUAAAAAUAGUCUUUGAAAAGAUAUACAAUGUAGAAAAUAUACCAUUACUGGAUAUUGAUGAAUUCAGCGUGGAAAUACGUAAAGGUGAUGCUGGCAUUGGUGUUAGCUUAACUGGUGGACCUGAACUAGGUGGCAUCUACAUCAAAGGUAUACUUCCUGGAGGAGCAGCCGAUAUGAAUCGCACAAUCAUGAAAGGCGAUCGUAUCCUGGAAGUGAAUGGCAUAAGCAUGGACGGACUAACCAAGCAACAGGCUUCGGAUUUACUUCGAAAAGCUCCACCUAUCACAAAUCUGUUAAUGGAACGAAACGCUGCUUUCGACAAUCUUGUUUUACCUGAAUCGGAUUUCUUCACAGUCGAGUUGCAUAAAAAACAGUCCGGAUACGGUCUAAACCUGACGGGAGGACCGGAAAUCGAUGGGGUUUAUGUGAAACAAGUUCAAAGAGAUAGCGCUGCAGAUAAUGAUGGUAGAAUCAAAAAAGGCGAUCGUUUGAUCACUAUCAAUGGAAGAAACGUAGAAAAUGCAACUAGACAAAAGUGUACGGAGAUGUUGAAAUUAUCACAAAACAUUGCAGUGCUUCAUCUUGAGCGAUGUGUUGUUGGUGAUGAUCUUCCUCCUCUCGACACUGUGCGACCAGUGGUUAAAUUAACCAAAGGUGAAUCUGGAUUCGGAAUGAGUUUAACGGGUGGAACGGAGAUAGGUGGUAUAUUUGUAAAGGCGUUAAUGGCGGGUGGCGCAGCUGAAAAAGACGGGCGUAUAUUAAUUGGCGAUAGAGUUGUCGAGAUGGACGGCGUAUCGCUAGACGGUUUUACACGUCAACAAGCGACGGAACUAUUAAAGAACAGUGCGCCGACUGCUACAUUUGUGUUGGAGCGGUACAAACAGCCAGUCAGCAAAAGCGUGCGCAAAGCUCGGCCAACGCAUUCCUCACCAGCUCAACACCAAACUUCAUCCCCAACCACGACUCAACAGUUUGUGUUUCCUCUCUUUCAUGGCGUUGCGCCCUCUGUGCCGCCCCGACACCACGCUAAUGGUAUACCAUCUAGAGAAAGUGCUUUUAAACGUCUUGAACAACAACAAUUAAAAUUAGCCAACCAGUCGCCCCUGCAUCAAACUGGGCGAAGUGAUGGAAUGACUACAAUCCAGCAUGGUGCACCAGUGUCCGUUCAACAUAAUGUACAGGGAAGCCCGGUUUCGACUCGAAUACCGUCCAUGAUUCAAAGACAAUUCUCGUUAGAGAAAACAACCUCUCAGAACAGUUCCUCGCAUGAGCCACCAUACCAUGUUGGAAACGGGAUUCUACACCAACCAGUUAGUGAAACUGGUCCCCUCUCGCUGAUUGAAGGUCCCAUGAGAACUAUCAUGAAUAAUGAAGUUCACGAGGAUUCGCCACAAAAGUUUCUGCAACAUUUUUCCAAGUCUGUUGCUUCCAGCCAAGCUAAACCUGUACAGUCUCGGAUACCCAUGGGACCUGUUUCAUCGAUAAUAUUCGGGAAAAAUCGGGACAACCGUAAUGUUCACGAAAUACACGAUCUUCGCGAUAACGUGCGUGAUUCUAAUCGACAGUUCCGGGAAAAUGCUGGAUUAAUUUCCACAUAUCAAGAGUCUGUCCAACAAGAGGGAAGUUCGUUUGUUUCCAACGGCAACGUAACGUCAAACAACGUUGUUUGUUUACAACAUGGUAGACCAGACGUGCAGCAAAUUAAGCAGAUGUCGAUAACAACUAAUCCAAUGUUAGCAAACGAAGCCAAUGGAAGUAAUUACACGACAACUGAUAACUUCCAUCACACAACAAUCGAUGACCCUAAUUCGGAUGGUAGUGUGAGCGAUAAUCAGGAAUCCUCCUUUAACACUAAGACUUCUUCAGAAGCAAACCGUAAGCCGUCAACCGAAUACGGUGGAAUAGUGAAGGUUCAAACACGUGGAAUGUCGAGCGGCCAUCGAGGAGAAGCGAUGACUAUCGUGUCACCGACAACGAAUGAAACUUUUACCGUUCCGUCUAUAAGUGAGCAAAAUCUUAGCACGGUAGAUCAUAAUGGUCACGAAUCGAAAAAGAAACCUGCUGGACUCCAGUGGAUAAGUCUGAAUGACAAUGGGACUACUGAUAAUGAUUCUGGUAAUUUGACAUCCGUGUCACAUUCUCAUAGUAACAAGCGUAAACAAGGUGACUAUUCAGGGAUGGUUCAGCCUGUUCACAGCGACGAUCGUUAUAGCGAGAGUCCGACGCAUAUGAGAAAAGAUGUAAACAAUUCGUCCUCACACGCGCGGCACGAGAGUCUUACUCAUGUGAGAAGAGACACAAACUCCGCCCCAACACGCGCGGAACACGACAGUCCAACUUAUUCCGGAAGAGAUGUCAACUCUGCACCAGCACCCGCGCAACACGUUAACAAUCUUCACGAUCAAAUAUCUAGCGUGCCAUCGACUAACUCUAUUCCUGUUUCGUUAGCUUCUCGUUUUAACGCAGCGCCUAUAACAUCAAGCAACGCCAUACCAGUUCCUCUCGCCUCAAGAUUUAACAUAGCUCCAAACUCUUCGACAAAAGCUGGAGAAUAUAUAUACGAAGUGACUCUAUUUAAAGAUUCUAGAGGACUAGGUAUGAACCUUGCUGGAGGAGGCAGCCCUGAAAAUCCUGUUACCAUAAAAAAAAUAGCACCCGGUACAGCUGCUGACGAAUCCGGUCAACUCCGCGUUGGAGAUGUUAUACUAGAAAUCAAUGGAAAACCAGUGUCUCACUUAUCUUCUAAAGACGUGAUAACCAUUUUACGCGCAUGCCCGUCAGAAGUUCAAUUGCUGGCUAAAAGAUCGACGUUUGAUCAAACGUAUCCUAGUCAGUCCGCCUCCUUUCAUGUCGGGCUAUAGCUACGAGGUAAUCUUGAAUGUCGACCCGAAGUUCAGAGAACUGAAAUAUUAAUAACUGAGGGAAGCUGAAUAAUCGAGACUAGAGAUAUGUAUAUAAACAAUAUUUUUAAAUUUGGUGAAACAUACGGAUCGAGUGUAGUUAUAAACUGCUUGUAAUUCUGAAUUCCUCUUUUUUUAUAUAAUCCGUUUUUCCAGUUUGCCAUAUCAUUCAUCAUAAUAGUUUUUAUGAUUUUGUUAACAAAUCAGUCAUGUAAUGGAUCCUUGCUCUAACACUGUCGGAAUCUUAUCAUAUGCAAAAAUUUCUAAUUUAGGCGAAUGUAGAUUUGAAUCUUUAUCGUUCUUUUUGAAUGAAUUUUUAUUUUACAGAAAAAAAAUUAUAUUAUUUAUAUUUAACGGCCUAUUAUAAUAGCCUCGUUUUCAUUUAUUCUAUUCACGGCUGCAAUUUUUAGAGAACUAUUUUUGUUUUUUGUUGUUGUUUUUUAUUUUUUCAUUACGUUUUUUUAUUUAUUUUUUAUUUUAUUUGUGUUAAAGAAAUGGUCAAACAUAAAGGCA